GAGAGAGAUUUGAAAAAGGGUGCAAUUUUGAUUACGUCAAAAUAUUUAACGGAACGUCAACGACCUAUCCAAUUCUUCAACUCCUCUGUGGUCGUAGAAUCCCCUACCCAAUAAGAUCUUUACACAAUCUGCACUUGUUCUUCCAUUGUGACCGUAUGUUAGCAGGCCGAGGAUUUAAAUUGGUUUAUUCAUACGAGGAUACAUCUUCUUCCGCUACAGUCGAUAACAGAGGCGGUGAAAUACAAAGCCCAAACUUUCCCAACAGUUACCCAAUUGGACGUACAUCGUGGGACAUACCUUCUAUACCAAACAAACUAACAACUAUCUCGUUUUUAGAUUUCGAAGUACAAGAUGAUUUUGAACAAUGCAACUAUGAUACUCUGAAAAUCUAUGAGGGAAAUUCAGAAAAUGAUACGCUUCUGAGAACACUUUGUACUCAAAAAAUUCCUAGCUCAAUAAGCUCCACUAACAACUUGCAUGUCGUGUUUAAUGCUGUUCAAACUUCUGGAGCACGGGGAUUUAGAUUCAUCUACACUUACGCAAACAUUGCCCCUAGUGACUCACAUAUAAUACAAAGCCCAAACUACCCGCUCAACUACCCAUAUCAAUCAGCUUCUUCCUGGACUAUACCUUUUGUACAGCGAAAGGUUACAACUAUCACCUUUUUAGAUUUUCAUAUAGAAAAACCACGAUCUUCCCAAUGCGACGACAAUAACUACGUUAAAAUAUAUAACGGGACGUCAGCAAGGGGCCAUCUUCUUCUAUUUGAAUGUGGCUAUAGAAUACCGAGUCCAGUCACCUCGCCCGUUAACCUUUACAUCGAAUUUCGUGCCAAAGGGCUGCACGGUGCACGCGGAUUUAAGUUAGCCUUCAGUUACGUUUAACGUGGAACAAAGACUGUAUUUCCGAUGCGACGAGGACAGUUUUCUCAACAUCUAUAACGGGACGUCUACGGGCCUCCACUGCUUCUUUCUGUGUGUGAGGAAUACAACAACAUUAGAUGAUCUUUUUCAUUUUGAUUAAAAUUUAUUGAUACUUAGAAAAACAAUACUCACAUGUUUAUAAAGUUUAACACACUUUUUAAAAUAUUCGGCAUUUUGGUUAGCAGAACCGUUUCAUGAUGCAUUGCGAAAUGCAACCAAUUUCAAUAAAUAAUUGUUAUUUGAAUUUAAACAUGUUCAAAACAUUUACUCAGCAAUUCACUUUGCGGAGAUGAAAUAUAAAGUAGCAAAAUUAUUCUUUACUGUAUUUGUUUCCUCUACCGUUUUCUUCCUAUUUGUUUAGCUUAUGUACACGUCGCGUCUGCUAUUUUUUUUUGUUUUAUUGCAUGUUUACUCUUGUUUUAAGAAAAGAUUCUUUCAUGUAUGGAUUUGUCUAAUUUUUUUGGUUUUUGGCAUUCUUAUUUUUCUAUACUGAUUGCAUUGAACUAUUUUCAAAAAAUGCUUUAAGAACCUAGGUAUAUCGAUACACAAUAUCAAUAACAAUAAGAUAAAAAAAAGAUAGAAACUUAUCAAUGUUAUAAAUAGUUACAUUUACAUUAAUUUUACGAUAAAUAUUUUAAUUAAAUUAACAUAAUUUUAAAUAUUUAUAUGGAUACGUUGGUAUGCUUGCUUAAUAAUAUAACGUAAUUUUGUUUUGUAAUAUUCAGAAGCUAAUCUACAAAUUCAAUUUUACAGAAAAUAAAAUGCAAGUUCUACUAAGAUUGAGAGUGGAUCAAUCAGUAGAUACAAAUUGUCACUUUUACAAAGGGAAUUGAUCAACUAAUAGAAAAAUAAAGAUUAAAAAAAUUAAAACUUCAAACGUGCAAUCUUAAUAGAUAAAGAAUAGUAAUAGUAACCUUACCACUAGUAGUAACAACGUAAUGUGUUACAAAAAUUUAAUUUAAGUCUCAUACACAGUUAAUGUAGGCCUACUUGUUUAAAAAUAGUAGUUUACAAUGAUGACCGUUGCCAUCAUAUUUUAACUAAACGACAUAUGCCCUAGAGAAAUCAAUAUGGUCUUUUCUACAGCUAAAUAAUAUUGCUCCUUUUAAUGAAUCAACACUUUUCUUAUUUUUUUCUAAUUCUUUUUCUUUUAAUUUGAUAAUUACUCAUUUAAUCAUGCUAAUUUUCAUUUAUCCUCUCUCAGUACUUUC
Molecule: messenger RNA, 2134 nt
Organism: Physella acuta
Lineage: Eukaryota; Metazoa; Mollusca; Gastropoda; Physidae
Product: cubilin-like
Source: RefSeq, a predicted model, not a curated record